This is a messenger RNA of Glarea lozoyensis ATCC 20868, 1521 nucleotides long. RefSeq lists its product as uncharacterized. The transcript has 5 exons. The record is from RefSeq and is a predicted model, not a curated record. Lineage: Eukaryota; Fungi; Ascomycota; Leotiomycetes; Helotiales; Helotiaceae. The coding region runs from base 1 to 1521 and encodes 506 amino acids.
AUGGAGGCUUUGACUUUCGCCAGUGUCAUAAUUGACAUCGUCGGCCUUGCCGUGAACAUAACAGGUGCUUCCUCGUACACUACUAUCGCACAGGGCCUCAAUCAUGCUUUCAAGGUGAAGUUAUUUGUUACAGAAGAAUUGCCAAUCCUUUCAGAGCUGCUAAGAGAGACGAAUUCAAUUUUUUUGAGCACUCAGCACCCAAUACCCGAAUCGGCCGUCUCUGCGUUGUCUCUUUGCAUGAACCGGAUGAAAGUCUUACAAGCCGUCUUAGAGAAAAACCAUGCUAUUCCUGAUCAAAAACAGCACCCCUCAAAAGCUGUCAGAUUUAUGCUCUCCGGGGGCAAAAUGUAUAAUUCUUGCCUGGCGUUCAAAGAAGCUGUUGUAUUUAUUAGAGAAAUUGCGACAAUGUUUCUAGUAACGGUAGUUGCAGAACAGCAAAGCCGUAUGUUAUCGAUGACUUUGGAGCUUCAACACGAACAAUUCCAACAAAGACAAGAAAUCAUCGCGUUCAUGACGAAGCCUACGCAGAAGCUCCAACCUGAAGAAUCCCGGUCUAGAGAUUACAAUGAUGCGCCAGGAAGUGAUGGCCCAAGUACGACAGUGGCUCAUCACCUUCGUCCAACACUUCUGGAGGAACAUAUCAAGGAAGAGAUCGAAGACCAACAACUGCAGGCAGAACUGCAACGGAAGAAGCUCGAUGAUGUAGAUUCGACUUUGUUUCUGAUAAAGCUCCUGCCAAUAUUUAACAGAAUCGAAGCCAGAUUUUCUGCCAUGUGUAAAUUGGAUACCGGGUCUGAAGUCAACAUUAUAGACCGCCGUUUUAUCGAAGAGCGCAAACUUGAGAGUCUUGUUGAGGUUAUUCCCCAAGAAUUCCAAAGACCAUAUCGUGGAUUCGGUGGUGGGCAGUUUACUUUUGACAGGAAAAUAAAGCUGCCUUUUACGAUGAAGCGAGCAGCGAAGGUUCAUACGGCAGAGUUCUUCCUGUAUUCCCCUCUGCCUUAUAAUAUCCUGAUUGGAAACACAUUCUUCAGGGCAGUAGUGGAAGCAGAUGAAUCUUACAAAAAUACAGUAGCUAUUAUCGUACCCGGAAAGAUGAAACUAAACAGAGAACAGGAGACACUGAGACAGAUACAACUUGACAAUCAAAAUCGAGUUGAUGAAGCGCUCAAGCAAGAGAAAGUUGAAAGAAGAAAGCGUGCACUCAUUGUCAGGCAACAAAAAAGGCUUCGAGAAGCCAGUUUCAGCGGCUCUUAUACGACUGGUCGUGCAUAUACAAUAGAUGAAAACUCCCUGACAGCAACACCAAGCUCUGGUGGGCCCCUAUAUAUCAUGCAAGCCGGGCAGAGUCCUGAGAUCUCCCAAUAUAUAGAACCCAGGACCAUGCCCAUUCCUGGAUUCAGCGUUCAAGAUAGGUCUAAUGAACGUGCCCAAAAAGAACAAGGGUCAAGCUCAAAGGAAAAUGGUCUCAUUUCUGAGAAGGGAAUCGAUAACACAGAUUUACCUCCCACGAAUAUCGAGUAA